AUGAAUUGGACUUUUCGUGACCAAAAAGGUUGGUCUCGAAUGCAUUGUUGCUUUCGGAAUGGAUUCCAAGCAAGGCGUCAAGAAGGCACUCUCGACGAGGUCUACUUCAAUCUGGAACACUACGUCCAUCGUGGUGGCAGGCCUCUUGAUUCCACCCUACCCACCGCCCAUGCCUUCGUUAGCACCACGCUUAACACCGCUUGGCAUCCCAGCCUCAACAUUGAGACUAAAAUUGAGGUAUAUCGAUACGAGAUAUAUGCUCCCGGUGGCAUUUGGGUCGCUGAGACUCAUGGUGAUCGUUACCAGUACGCUGCCCGAGACGGGGUCUGCUUUGUUGCUGGGAUCGCCCCUCAAUACAUCCGGUCUGCCCAACUCUUCAGGCUUAUUGCUAGCACGAGGUAUACAAGACUGGAGAAAAUAGAUAACGUAAUAAGAAUAAAUGGGAAAUUCAACCCACAAUCGCAUCCAUCAAGGUUGCUCAACAUUCGGAGGCCAAUAUUUGAUUGCUUAGAUGCAAAUUGUGGGAGGGUGCCUCUAACCAUUAGUAUUUACCAACCCAGUGCCAUCUCCGUCUCCGAGCAAGAGAAACAACAACAACAGGAAGUGUCCAUCGACUGUGACUUUGACUGUGACACCACCCAUUGGUAUGCUGGCAAUGUAGCUAACUCUGAGAGCUACAUGAAUGCUGCAUUUCGUUCAUCUCGUACAAAUGAAGCCUAUAUAUUCAUGCAGGAUGAGUGUGUGUUACUGGAAUAUGCACCAAGCUCGACAUAUGAGAAGGUGUUGCAUGGACCGGUUCUUUUCUGCCAUGGGUAUCCAUCCCUCACAGGCACAGCCUUUGCAGAACAUGGAAUAGACUGUGCUUUCGGGUCUCAUAAUGAGAAUGAAGCGUCCAUCUUCUCCGGGAAUCUCUGUGCACAGAUUAACUACACACCAGGCACCACCAAUGACAAUAUAAUCAAAGGCCCGAUGACCAUUACUGCAAUGUUCCCCUCCUUCAAAGGGACAGUCUUUGAAAGCGGUGUAGACGCCGCGUUUGAGUCAACUAAAAGGUAUGAAGCUUACCUCUUCAAAGAAAACCAGUAUGCUUAUAUAAACUACAGUUCUGAUUCCCACCUCUUUGUCACCACUCAAGGCUUUCCUAGUUUGAAAAACACCAUCUUUGAAAAUGGAAUUGAUGCAGCGCUGGCUUUGCACAGGACUGAUGAGGCAUAUCUAUUCAAAGGGGAUUCCUAUGCACGCAUCAACUUUGCUCCCGGCACCACAAAUGACUACAUAAUGGUUGGCGUGAAGAAAUUUUUUCCCAAUUUGCCCUCUUUACAUUGCAUCUUGCCUCGCAAAAACCAUGGUCUUGAAGUUCAUGAUCACACUAAACCUGAUGAUGAUCGUGACCAUGAUGAACUCUAA
Camellia sinensis is the source of this 1407-nucleotide messenger RNA. Lineage: Eukaryota; Viridiplantae; Streptophyta; Magnoliopsida; Ericales; Theaceae. The record is from RefSeq and is a predicted model, not a curated record.